Messenger RNA from Panonychus citri (citrus red mite), 2152 nucleotides. RefSeq lists its product as uncharacterized. Gene Ontology annotation, cellular component: vacuolar membrane. Gene Ontology annotation, biological process: amino acid transmembrane transport; L-alanine transport. Lineage: Eukaryota; Metazoa; Arthropoda; Arachnida; Trombidiformes; Tetranychidae. The record is from RefSeq and is a predicted model, not a curated record. Gene Ontology annotation, molecular function: L-proline transmembrane transporter activity; L-alanine transmembrane transporter activity.
AAUUAAACUUUAAUUGUUUGAAUGUUUACUAUUAGAGAAGAGGAAUUGAUCAUAAUUUAAUUAAAUUGUCCAUGGAUUAAAUUUACAUUCAAAGUGAGUGAAUAUGAACCUUGAUUGAGUCAAAUGUGAAAUCGUUAAUUGUUCAAGUUAAUUUUAUUUAUUUUCCACUCAAAAAUCAAUAAUAAUUUUCAAUAUCUUUCCUUUUUGGUGUGACAAUUAAAAGUAAUUCAGUUAUCAUAAUCAUCAGCAUUGUUUUCAUAAUAAAUCAAUUGAAAUAAUAACAACAUCUUCAAUCAAUAUACUGACAAUCAAUUGCAACUAUUUUUAAUUGUUACCCUUUUAAUUGUAAUAUAUUUUUUUUUUCAUCUCAUCUUAAUCACCAUUGAGUUUUACUUGUAAUUAUCAGCAAUUAGUUAAUCAAUUAUGGCAAGAGGAUCAAAUGGAUUGAAAUCUAAUGGAACCGAAUCAAGAGUUAAUCUUAGUCAAAUGUACGACGAUGGUGAAACGGGCUCAGUGGUCAAUAAGAAACAUGGAAUGGGAGUUUUAGUGACCAUUUUAUUCAUCGCCGGUGAAAACGCAGGAUGUGGUAUUCUGGCCUUACCUUAUGCCUUUGAUCAGGCCGGUUGGUACAGUUUACCGUUACUGAUAAUGUGUUGUCUUGAUGCUGGAAUCUGUGGUAUCUUAAUUGGAAAAUGUUGGAUGAUUCUUGAAGAGAGAUGGCCUGAGUUUCGGGAAAAUUGUCGUUAUCCUUAUCCAGCCAUUGGUAAAAUGGCUUACGGAGAUUGGAUGAGAGGCGUUGUAACAUUUUGCCUUCAAGUAUCACUUGGCGCGGCAACGGUUAUCCUUUUAAUUUGUGCUGAAUUAGUCUCACAAUUUAGUGGACAAUUUAUUAAAUUGCCAUUCAGUGCUUGGAUAUUAAUCAUUGGUACUAUUUUAAUUCCUCUUAUGUGGCUUGGGUCACCAGGAGAAAUGUGGUUCGCUGCCGCUGCUGCUCUUGGUACAACGUCGAUUGCAGUGACUCUUAUAUUAGUUGAUGUUACAAGUGAUUAUGUUAAACUGGAAAAUCAUCCACCGACAUCAGCGCCGACAAUUGGGGCUAUUUCUUUAGCUUUUGGUACUUUUAUAUUCUCUUUCGGUGGAACUGCAGCUUUUCCGACUUUCCAAAACGACAUGAGAGAUAAAUCUAAAUUUACUCGCUCAGUUGUCAUCGGAUUUUCGACUCUUCUCGCAUUGUAUAUUCCAAUUGCGAUCAUGGGAUUCAUCACCUACGGUUUGGGUGUUAAGAAUAAUAUAAUUUUAUCGAUUCCGAAUGGAGUCAAGAAAGAUACAGCUAUUCUUUUAUUAUCUGGUCACCUUUUCUUUGCCUUCAUAAUCGUUAUAAACGGAGCUGUUCAAGAGAUCGAAGGAAAAUUCAAAGUACCAAAUUCUUUCGGCUGGAAACGAGUUAUUGUUCGAACUGCUUGUAUGAUCUUCGUCAUGUUUAUCGGUGAAACAAUUCCUAGAUUCGGGAAAAUUCUUGACCUAAUGGGAGGAUCAGCAGUAACCAUGUUAGCUUAUAUUUUACCUCCUAUUUUCUACAUGAAAUUGUGUUCAAUGCAUAACGAAUCUUGGCCUGAAAGGAAAGUGACAAUUCUCGAAAAGAUUUAUUAUUAUAAGAUUAUAAUCGUCGGAGUAGUUGGUGGAAUCUCUUGUACUUUUUGGGCUUUAAAAGCAAUUCUGGCUCCUGGUGCAUUCUCAUUGCCAUGUUACAUUGAUAUUCAUUGUUCAAAUGAAUGAAGGAAAUAACAAAAUCUCAUCUCUCUAAACAUAUCUCUCUGUCUCAAUCCAAGUUAUUCAUUAAUAUAACUUGUAGAUUGAUGAUGAACAAUCAAUUAUUAACUUAAAGAUUAGAAUAUGUAUAAUUUUAUAAUCUUUUAUAUAUUAUUUUUCCAAUCCUUUUAAACCCAUUUCCUUUUCCUGUUUUCCUCUCCAUUCCCAAAUCCUUUUCUUUUUGCUUCCAAUUAUUUACAUCUAGAUACCAAUUUUUCUCAACCAACCAUUACAAUUAUAUCCAAUUUAAUAUCCAAAACAAUUGAUUAUUUUGGAGAAAUGAGCAAUCAAAUUUAAUAUUUACGAAAAGAAACAAAAAAUUAAAUUAAUAUUUACAAAUUUA